CUCCAUUUUCUCUUGGAAGACAAAAUAGGUUGCAGCAACAGGAGGAAGGCGAUGGAAUCGCUGUGGGAGGAAGUGAGGGAACUAAGCUUAGGAAACUCCGUAGAACGCCUAGAGUCUCCUCCGACGCCGCUCCGAUUCCUCCGAGACUUUGUUUCUCAGAAUAAACCCUGCAUCAUCUCCAAUGCCAUUUCCCACUGGGCGGCACUCUCUCUCUGGUCCACCCCCUCCUACCUCUCCGAUGUUCUUACCGGCUCCCUCGUCUCUGUCCACCUCACCCCCAACGGCUGCGCGGAUGCUCUCGCUCCACACCCUCUUCACCCCUCUUCCCUCUGCUUCGCCUCGGCCCACGUCCAGCUCACGCCGUUCCCGCAAGCCCUAAAUCUCGUCCGUCAAAACCCCGAGAACCAGAGAUAUGUGGCGUACCUGCAGCAGCAAAAUGACUGCUUCCGGACGGAGUACGGGCCGCUCAAGUCGGAUUGCGAUGACCACAUUCCCUGGGCGUCGGAGGCGUUGGGGUGCCGUCCGGAGGCUGUGAAUCUCUGGAUUGGGAACCAUCUCUCCGAGACUUCCUUCCACAAGGACCAUUACGAAAAUCUGUACGCCGUUGUUUCGGGUGAGAAGCACUUCAUUCUGCUUCCCCCCACUGAUGUCCACCGCAUGUAUAUCCGGCAGUACCCUGCCGCUUGCUACUCCUAUUCCGAGGGUACGGGAGAGUUCACUUUGGAACUUGAGAAGCCUGAAAGGUCUGUGCCAUGGUGCAGUGUGGAUCCUUACCCUUCUCCGGCGACUAAAGACCAGGAAAGCUCCAAAUUUCCAUUGUAUUUCAAUGGACCAAAACCGUUUCAGUGUACGGUGAAGGCUGGAGAGAUGCUUUACUUGCCAAGUAUGUGGUUUCAUCAUGUUAGGCAGAGUGCGGCUGAUGGAGGAUGCAUCAUUGCUGUAAACUACUGGUAUGAUAUGCAGUUUGAUAUCAAGUAUGCAUACUUCAAUUUCUUGCAAUCACUGAAUUACCAAUCAAUAUGCAAUCCAACAGCACUUCAAAGUAGAAGUGAGGAUUCGGAUUCUACUUCAUCUGCUAAGCAUUUGAGUAAUGGAACAUAUGCCAAUGCCACUGCAACAAAUGGCAUGGUGAUGGAGCCAAUACAAGAUAGUGAAAGUGAAGAUGAGUGAAUGCUAUUGUCUUAGCAGAGCUGAAGAUUGUAUGCUUCUUGAGUCUUCAAGCUGGAGCCUAGAAGGCUUCAAAAACUACAUACACAGCGUAUGUUUUUUGUAUUUGAAACCUUCGUUUUGAAAUUCAAUUGAAUGAUUGAUAAAAGAGAUGGUUUGGAUAUGGACCAUUUGAUAAAGGUUAAAUGUUAAU
Molecule: messenger RNA, 1360 nt
Organism: Rubroshorea leprosula
Lineage: Eukaryota; Viridiplantae; Streptophyta; Magnoliopsida; Malvales; Dipterocarpaceae
Source: the annotation of a GenBank genome assembly